This is a messenger RNA of Manis pentadactyla (Chinese pangolin), 2533 nucleotides long. RefSeq names its product Rho related BTB domain containing 2 (gene RHOBTB2). Bases 56 to 2293 code for a protein of 745 amino acids. Gene Ontology annotation, biological process: small GTPase-mediated signal transduction. Gene Ontology annotation, molecular function: GTPase activity; GTP binding; protein binding. The record is from RefSeq and is a predicted model, not a curated record. NCBI's taxonomy places the organism in Eukaryota, Metazoa, Chordata, Mammalia, Pholidota, Manidae. The transcript has 11 exons.
UGGGAGCUGGCCAUGUCUCCUGGCCCAAUCAGGAGCCUGGCCGGAGUACAGAACAAUGGCAGCCCGAAGAAAAGGCCGGUACACCCUGUGGAAGACCUCUCUGGACAGCAUGUCCCAAUUAAUGGAUUCUGACAUGGAUUAUGAAAGGCCAAACGUAGAGACCAUCAAGUGUGUUGUGGUGGGGGACAACGCCGUGGGCAAGACCAGGCUCAUCUGUGCCCGUGCCUGCAAUGCCACCCUCACCCAGUACCAGCUGCUCGCCACCCAUGUGCCCACUGUUUGGGCCAUCGACCAGUAUCGGGUGUGCCAGGAGGUGCUGGAACGCUCCCGAGAUGUGGUAGAUGAUGUCAGUGUCUCCCUCCGCCUCUGGGACACUUUUGGAGACCACCACAAAGACCGUCGCUUUGCUUAUGGGAGAUCUGAUGUGGUAGUUCUGUGCUUCUCCAUCGCCAACCCCAAUUCCCUCCACCACGUCAAGACCAUGUGGUACCCGGAAAUCAAGCACUUCUGCCCCCGAGCACCUGUCAUCUUGGUGGGCUGCCAGCUGGACCUGCGCUAUGCCGACCUGGAGGCUGUCAAUAGGGCCAGGCGACCCUUGGCUAGGCCCAUCAAGCCCAACGAGAUCCUGCCCCCAGAGAAGGGCCGGGAGGUGGCCAAGGAGCUGGGCAUCCCCUACUACGAGACCAGCGUGGUGGCCCAGUUUGGCAUCAAGGACGUCUUUGACAACGCCAUCCGGGCCGCGCUCAUCUCCCGCCGGCACCUGCAGUUCUGGAAGUCUCACCUCCGCAACGUGCAGCGGCCUCUGCUGCAGGCGCCUUUCCUGCCUCCCAAGCCUCCACCCCCCAUCAUUGUGGUGCCCGAGCCCCCCUCCAGCAGCGAGGAGUGCCCCGCCCACCUCCUGGAGGACCCGCUGUGCGCGGAUGUCAUCCUGGUGCUGCAGGAGCGGGUGCGCAUCUUUGCCCACAAGAUCUACCUCUCCACCUCCUCCUCCAAAUUCUACGACCUGUUCCUCAUGGACCUGAGUGAGGGGGAAUUGGGGGGCCCCUCAGGGCCAGGCUCCCGCCCAGAGGACCAGCGGGGUCGCCCUGACCAACAUCACCACCACCACCACGGCCGGGACUUCCUGCUUCGGGCGGCCAGCUUUGACGUGUGCGAGAGUGCGGAGGAGGGCGGGGGCUCGGGGCCUGCGGGGCUCCGGGCUUCCACCAGCGACGGGAUCUUACGGGGCAAUGGGACAGGGUACCUGCCGGGCCGGGGCCGAGUGCUCUCCUCCUGGAGCCGAGCUUUUGUGAGCAUCCAGGAAGAGAUGGCGGAAGAUCCUCUGACCUAUAAAUCCCGGCUCAUGGUGGUGGUGAAAAUGGACAACUCCAUCCAGCCAGGGCCCUUCCGGGCUGUUCUCAAGUACCUGUAUACUGGAGAGCUGGACGAGAACGAGAGGGACCUCAUGCACAUUGCCCACAUUGCGGAACUGCUGGAGGUCUUCGAUCUGCGCAUGAUGGUGGCUAACAUUCUCAACAACGAGGCCUUCAUGAACCAGGAGAUCACCAAGGCCUUCCAUGUCCGCAGGACCAACCGGGUUAAGGAGUGCUUGGCAAAAGGCACCUUCUCAGAUGUGACCUUCAUCUUGGAUGAUGGCACUAUCAGUGCCCACAAGCCCCUGUUGAUUUCCAGCUGUGACUGGAUGGCUGCCAUGUUCGGAGGGCCCUUUGUGGAGAGUUCCACCAGGGAGGUGGUGUUUCCUUACACCAGCAAGAGCUGCAUGCGGGCAGUGCUGGAAUACCUCUACACAGGCACGUUCACCUCCAGUCCCGACCUGGACGACAUGAAGCUCAUCAUCCUGGCCAACCGCCUCUGCCUGCCGCACCUGGUGGCCCUCACAGAGCAGUACACGGUGACCGGGCUGAUGGAGGCAACACAGAUGAUGGUGGACAUCGAUGGGGAUGUCCUUGUGUUCCUGGAACUGGCUCAGUUCCACUGUGCAUACCAGCUGGCCGACUGGUGUCUGCACCACAUCUGUACCAACUACAACAACGUGUGCCGCAAGUUCCCACGAGACAUGAAGGCCAUGUCCCCAGAAAACCAGGAGUACUUUGAGAAGCACCGGUGGCCGCCCGUCUGGUACCUGAAGGAGGAGGAUCACUACCAGCGGGCACGGAAGGAGCGUGAGAAGGAGGACUAUCUCCACCUGAAGCGCCAGCCCAAGCGGCGGUGGCUGUUCUGGAACAGCCCCUCCUCGCCGUCCCCCUCUGCGGCCUCCUCAGCAUCCCCGUCUUCCUCCUCGGCUGUGGUCUGAGAUGCUGCCGCCCUCUUCUGACCCUGCUGCCCUUGUCCCCACUGGCCCUUGCCCCUCUGCCCUGCUGCAUCGCCCCCUCCACCUUCCAGGGACAAGGGGACUCACAUGACCAGGACCCGAAGGGCGCAGCUGCUCUCACGGGCCAGCGCAGCUCAGCCGGAGAGCCGGGCCUUGGGGCUCAGAACGGGGGCCCCUGCCAGUGCCAAAGCAGGGCAGGGAGGUGGAGAGCAGGGCGUGAGC